Molecule: messenger RNA, 2369 nt
Organism: Microdochium trichocladiopsis
Lineage: Eukaryota; Fungi; Ascomycota; Sordariomycetes; Xylariales; Microdochiaceae
Exons: 1
Coding region: 199-2064 (621 amino acids)
Source: RefSeq, a predicted model, not a curated record
ACGCCCUCCAGCUCUGGUCAAGCAUCCACGGAUGCAGGCGUGCCUGUCUACUGUUGACACAACCAAAUUCACUCCUCAGACUCGGUCACUACCUCAAGCGCACCCAAAGCGAUUCCUAUCUGGCGCUCAAGGCCGUCCACGAACAACAAUCCAGCCUGGUACGCUGUUGAGCAACUCACUCGCCAGAAAUCCCUUGCGAUGCCACGUCCCGCUCGUCGGGCAGCGCCCAAACGCGCCGCCGCCGCCGCAGCAGCAGCGCCCGUACCGGCCGCCCAGCCGGCCACUGGGAUUGAGACCCAGCCUUCCGCGCCUAGCAGCGACAUCUAUAAUGUCAGUGAUCGCGAAAAGGAGGCGGCAAGCCAGAGGCGCAGGUCGGCGCGGAUAUCGUCCGCACCCACCACAGCACACCUCCCCCAGACCAGAGCCCUCAAGGACUCGCGAAGACGCCGAGACUCAGCCAUGGACCGCCUUGAGAACAUGACCUCGACCGACAGCAUUACCAUGAUCGAAGCCGCCGUCGCUCUCGACAUAUCCGACGAGUCUCUUGAGAUCAGCCGGCGCGAGGAGGCCGCGACGCCCCUUCAGGGCAGGCUUGCCGAUCUCUCGGGCCUCGACCUGGACGAUAGCAUGUUCAACGACCUCAACACUACCUUCAAUACUGUUGCCCCUCCCAGCGCGGGCCCUGCCAGUGGAAGCAGGCUCAAAGACUCAUCCACCAUUACCGCCAGCCACUUCAAGCGGAGGCCGCGAGCGGGCAGCUUCCUCAGUCGCGAUGAUGGGCCCAUUCGGCCGAGUAGCAGAGCCGGCCCCAACACUCCGGGCCUCAGCUCUACUUUCAACAUCGGCAACUUCAGACGCCGUGCACGAGAGCCCAGUAUCCUCGGCACAGCACAGAAACCCCGUGCGCGGCAGGCGUCGCGUGACAUUGAGUCCGACCUCGACCAAGGCCUCGGAGACGACGACGAAGACUCGGAACCGGAGGCGGAGUCGACGCCAUUCAAGCAGACCAAGAGGCAGUCAGGCCAAAAUAUUGCGAACGAGGGAUCGCCCGAGCCCAAGCAGUCUCGUAAGAGAAAGUCCACGGAAGGACAUGUACCGCGUCCACGAUCCUCACCCUCAAUCACACGAGAUCAGACUGCCGACCACUCAGACUCGGAGCUUGACGGCGAGCAACCAUCGCUGCCACCCAUGCCGCGGACAGGCCGGGCUAGGCAGGGUACACCAGACCGGCCAAGCACACCUGGUGUGCCUUCUACACCUGUCAUGGACGAGAAGCUCAUGGCUCCACCACUAAGCACUGACUCCUCGGAAGGAGAAGACAACGCUUGGCCUCCUGUUCAGGCCCUAGCCAAAGGUCGCACAAGACGACGUGCACUCAGAAGGACUCCCACACGAGAUGACAGCCUUUCUGACAUGUCCUCCCCCCCUUCCUUGACGCAUUCGCCCAACUAUGCCGAGGGUUCUUCGCCCGUCCCCACGAGACAGCAGUCUGGGCGGAUAGCGAAGCGCAAGGCACCGCCAACCGCUGCGCGGCAAGAAACACGCAUGCCGACCACGGCCGCACUCACAGGCCUCCUUCCUCGGCGGCGUCAGCGGCACGCCAGAGCAGCGGACUCUGACGACGAGCACGUGGAUAUCUCUGGACUUGGUGACGACGAUGACGAGCUUACCCACCUCGACGUUCGCACUCGCCGACGUCCUGCACGAGGAGCAGCUGCGCGGAACCAACUCAGUGCUGCCACAGCGUCAAAUAAGGGCAACGCCGGCAGCAAGCAGAACAGCACCACAGUUGCGACUCGCAAGUCCACGAGGACAUAUGGACGGUUGUCCGACAAGGAGAACGAUGGGGAGGAGAAUGAAGUCGCCGCGGACGGAGAAGAGCCAGGCGAGGGCGAGGACGCGGACGCGGCAGAAGAGGUUGCCGUCAGCGAGGACAGCCAGAUGAUGGUUGAGAGGAUGGGCGAGGAACUCAAGCAGGCAGCCCGCAAGUUCGAAGAGGUGGACAAGUGGUCGCUCGAGUUCGAGGAGGUAGUACCAACCAGCUCUCCUCGGGGCGCGAGGUGAUUACACAACUUUCAAACCCCCAAGAAUUCCCGGGGGUGGGUUAGCUCAUAGGGUCAGAGACAAGAGACCGAAGCAAAGUGCUUUGAAUAGGAGGGAGCGGGGUUAUUGCAGACGGCACAUCAUCGGAGGCCAAGUGAGGGCCUGCUUGUCGAUGAAAUCGUUAUGAGCACUUUUUUUCACAGGUCGCCAUGCUUGACCUUUGUCCAAUGACAAGUCUUGUUGCAUUCCGGGAAAUCUCUUUUUCUCCAGCCUAGCAUAUUCAAAUGAAUGACUUUACGCAUCGAUGUUUUGCGAUAUUCUUGAAU